This is a messenger RNA of Pungitius pungitius (ninespine stickleback), 1939 nucleotides long. RefSeq names its product FGGY carbohydrate kinase domain containing (gene fggy). NCBI's taxonomy places the organism in Eukaryota, Metazoa, Chordata, Actinopteri, Perciformes, Gasterosteidae. Gene Ontology annotation, cellular component: cytoplasm. Bases 138 to 1790 code for a protein of 550 amino acids. The transcript has 16 exons. Gene Ontology annotation, biological process: pentose metabolic process; carbohydrate phosphorylation. The record is from RefSeq and is a predicted model, not a curated record. Gene Ontology annotation, molecular function: D-ribulokinase activity.
CUAUUUUCGCUUUUUGUCCCUUCUCGCAUUCCGUCGCGGGGGACAAAGUCCGUCCAGCACAAAGUGCGUUUGUAAGAAAACUCAAAAGUGAUGUUUUGUGCACUGAAAUAAGGCUUUGAUCAGCUGCCCGUGUCCUCAUGGCGGAGGUUUAUUAUGUCGGGGUGGACGUGGGCUCCUCCAGCGUGCGGGCAGCACUGGUGACCCGGGGGGGUCUGCUGGAGACCACUGCCGAGGAGCCCAUCAGCAUCUGGGAACCGCAGUCCGACCACUACGUCCAGUCCUCCACUGAGAUCUGGGAGAAAUGCUGCACAGUUGUGAAGAGAGUUACCCAAAAUGUGGAGAAGAGUCGUGUAAGAGGGAUCGGCUUUGACGCUACCUGCUCGCUAGUGGUUUUAGACCAAGACUUCCAACCCGUGCCAGUCAGUCAGGGUGGUGACAGGCGGAGGAACACGGUGAUGUGGAUGGACCACCGUGCCGAGGAACAGGCCGCUCGUAUAACCAACAGCGGCCACAGGGUCUUGAGCAGGGUGGGAGGGGUCAUGUCACCAGAGCUGCAACCCCCUAAGCUGCUCUGGCUUAAAGAGAAUCUGAGAGAAAGCUGUUGGGACAAAGCGGCUCACUUCUUCGACCUCCCGGACUUCCUUUCGUGGAAGGCGACAGGCUCUUUGACACGGUCUUUAUGUACUCUGGUGUGUAAAUGGACUUAUUGCCCUCCAGAUGGAUGGGAUUCUGGUUUUUGGUCCAGCAUUGGACUAGAGGACCUCCUGGAAAACAACUUUUCCAAAAUAGGCAGUGCGACUUGUUCCCCGGGAAGCCCGUUGGGAGGCGGCCUCACGCAGGACGCAGCGGCAGACCUGGGUCUGGAGCCAGGAACUGCUGUCGGAGCCUCUCUCAUUGAUGCUCAUGCUGGAGGCCUUGGGAUGAUAGGCGCAGAUAUAAAAGGCUUUCAGUUGCCCUGUGAGGACCAGCCGAUCACCUCACGCAUGGUGAUGAUCUGUGGAACAUCAACAUGUCACAUGGCGAUCAGUGAGCAGCCUCUGUUCGUGCCCGGGGUGUGGGGGCCCUGCCUGUCUGCCAUGGUGCCCGGCAUGUGGCUCAAUGAGGGAGGACAGAGUGCCACAGGACGGCUGAUCGACCACAUGGUGAAGGGCCACGGCGCCUACACUCAGCUCCAGGAACAGGCCCGCCAGAGAUUCCCCCAUACCAGCGAGAACAUCUACAGCUACCUGAACAACCACCUGAGUUUGAUGGCGGCUUCCGGCUCUACCGUUGACCUGCUUUGCUCCGGUCUUCACGUGUGGCCUGACUUCCACGGGAACCGGUCCCCCGUGGCUGACCCCACCUUAAAGGGCAUGGUGAUCGGACUGCCACUCUCCCAAACCUUGGAUGACUUGGCCCUGCUCUAUUUGGCCACUGUGCAAGCCCUCGCUCUCGGUACUCUCCACAUUCUGGAGGCCAUGAAAGAAGCAGGUCAUGACAUCCGAACCCUCUUCCUGUGCGGCGGGUUGAGCAAGAACUCCCUGUUUGUUCAGAUUCACGCCAACGCUACAGGAUUGACAGUGGUGUUGCCUGACCAGAUUGAGGCUGUGCUGAUAGGGGCAGCCGUCCUGGGUGCGUGUGCAUCGCGGGACUACAGCACUGUACAGGAGGCAAUGGAGAGGAUGGCUAAAGUGGGGAAAGUUGUUCGGCCCGAUUCUGAGCUCCGGGGCUUCUAUGAGAGAAAGUACAAAGUGUUCCUGCGACUGUUGGCCCACCAGAGGGAGUACCAGGCCCUCAUGAACCAGCAAUGACGCUGCUGGUGGAAGGCCGGCCGAGCUGGAAGUGACUCUCCCUGUCGUCAUAGUGAUGACAAAUCCACUCACUGGAAACGAGAAGACGAAUCCUGACCUUGCUGCUUUCACAGAAAUUAACGAUCCAGUUUUUUUUUUUUUUUUUUUUU